Messenger RNA from Gorilla gorilla gorilla (western lowland gorilla), 2509 nucleotides. RefSeq names its product cadherin related family member 5 (gene CDHR5). The record is from RefSeq and is a predicted model, not a curated record. The coding region runs from base 1 to 2445 and encodes 814 amino acids. Gene Ontology annotation, biological process: homophilic cell-cell adhesion. The transcript is spliced from 15 exons. Lineage: Eukaryota; Metazoa; Chordata; Mammalia; Primates; Hominidae. Gene Ontology annotation, molecular function: calcium ion binding. Gene Ontology annotation, cellular component: plasma membrane.
AUGGGGUCUUGGGCCCUGCUGUGGCCUCCCCUGCUGUUCACCGGGCUGCUCGUCCGACCCCCGGGGACCAUGGCCCAGGCCCAGUACUGCUCUGUGAACAAGGACAUCUUUGAAGUAGAGGAGAACACAAAUGUCACCGAGCCGCUGGUGGACAUCCACGUCCCGGAGGGCCAGGAGGUGACCCUCGGACCCUUGUCCACCCCCUUUGCAUUUCGGAUCCAGGGAAACCAGCUGUUUCUCAACGUGACUCCUGAUUAUGAGGAGAACUCACUGCUUGAGGCUCAGCUGCUGUGUCAGAGCGGAGGCACAUUGGUGACCCAGCUGAGGGUGUUCGUGUCAGUGCUGGACGUCAAUGACAACGCCCCCGAAUUCCCCUUUAAGACCAAGGAGAUAAGGGUGGAGGAGGACACGAAAGUGAACUCCACCGUCAUCCCUGAGACGCAACUGCAGGCUGAGGACCGCGACAAGGACGACAUUCUGUUCUACACCCUCCAGGAAAUGACAGCAGGUGCCAGUGACUACUUCUCCCUGGUGAGUGUAAACCGUCCCGCCUUGAGGCUGGACCGGCCCCUGGACUUCUACGAGCGGCCGAACAUGGCCUUCUGGCUGCUGGUGCGGGACACUCCGGAGGACAAUGUGGAACCCAGCCACACUGCCACCGCCACACUACUGCUGAACGUGGUGCCCGCCGACCUGCGGCCCCCCUGGUUCCUGCCCUGCACCUUCUCAGAUGGCUACGUCUGCAUUCAAGCUCAGUACCAUGGGGCUGUCCCCACGGGGCACAUACUGCCAUCUCCCCUCGUCCUGCGCCCCGGACCCAUCUAUGCUGAAGACGGAGACCGCGGCAUCAACCAGCCCAUCAUCUACAGCAUCUUUAGGGGAAACGUGAAUGGUACAUUCAUCAUCCACCCAGACUCAGGCAACCUCACCAUGGCCAGGAGUGUCCCCAGCCCCAUGACCUUCCUUCUGCUGGUGAAGGGCCAACAGGCCGACCUUGCCCGCUACUCAGUGACCCAGGUCACCGUGGAGGCUGUGGCUGCAGCCGGGAGCCCGCCCCGCUUCCCCGAGAGCCUGUAUCGUGGCACCGUGGCGCGUGGCGCCGGAGCGGGCGUUGUGGUCAAGGAUGCAGCUGACCCUUCUCAGCCUCUGAGGAUCCAGGCUCAGGACCCGGAGUUCUCGGACCUCAACUCGGCCAUCACAUAUCGAAUUACCAACCACUCACACUUCCGGAUGGAGGGAGAGGUUGUGCUGACCACCACCACACUGGCACAGGCGGGAGCCUUCUACGCAGAGGUUGAGGCCCACAACACGGUGACCUCUGGCACCGCAACCACAGUCAUUGAGAUACAAGUUUCCGAACAGGAGCCCCCCUCCACAGAUGUCCCCCCAUCCCCAGAGGCUGGAGGAACAACCGGGCCCUGGACCAGCACCACUUCCGAGGCCCCCAGACCCCCUGCGCCCUCCCAGGGACCCUCCACGACCAGCUCUGGGGGAGGCACAGGCCCUCAUCCACCCUCUGGCACAACUCUGAGGCCACCAACCUCGUCUACACCCGGGGGGCCCCCGGGUGCAGAAAACAGCACCUCCCACCAACCAGCCACACCCGGUGGGGGCACAGCACAGACCCCAGAGCCAGGAACCUCUCAGCCGAUGCCCCCCGGUAUGGGAACCAGCACCUCCCACCAACCAGCCACUCCCGGUGGGGGCACAGCACAGACCCCAAAGCCAGGAACCUCUCAGCCGAUGCCCCCCGGUAUGGGAACCAGCACCUCCCACCAACCAGCCACACCCGGUGGGGGCACAGCACAGACCCCAGAGCCAGGAACCUCUCAGCCGAUGCCCCUCAGCAAGAGCACCCCAUCUUCAGGUGGCGGCGCCUCGGAGGACAAGCGCUUCUCGGUGGUGGAUAUGGCGGCCCUGGGCGGGGUGCUGAGUGCGCUGCUGCUGCUGGCUCUCCUUGGCCUCGCCAUCCUUGUCCACAAGCACUAUGGCCCCCGGCUCAAGUGCUGCUCUGGCAAAGCUCCGGAGCCCCAGCCCCAAGGCUUUGACAACCAGGCGUUCCUCCCUGACCACAAGGCCAACUGGGCGCCCGUCCCCAGCCCCACGCACGACCCCAAGCCCGCGGAGGCACCGAUGCCCGCAGAGCCCACGCCCCCCGGCCCUGCCUCCCCAGGCGGUGCCCCUGAGCCCCCCGCAGCGGCCCGAGCCGGCGGAAGCCCCACGGCGGUGAGGUCCAUCCUGACCAAGGAGCGGCGGCCAGAGGGGGGGUACAAGGCCGUCUGGUUUGGCGAGGACAUCGGGGCGGAGGCAGACGUGGUCGUUCUCAACACGCCCACCCUGGACGUGGAUGGCGCCAGUGACUCCGGCAGCGGCGACGAGGGCGAGGGCGCGGGGAGGGGUGGGGGUCCCCACGAUGCGCCCGGUGGUGAUGACUCCUACAUCUAAGUGGCCCCUCCACCCUCUCCCCCGGCCGCGCGGGCACUGGAGGUCUCGCUCCCCCAACCUCCGA